This is a messenger RNA of Leptopilina heterotoma, 465 nucleotides long. Its product is annotated as ADP-ribosylation factor-like protein 6-interacting protein 4. The transcript has a single exon. NCBI's taxonomy places the organism in Eukaryota, Metazoa, Arthropoda, Insecta, Hymenoptera, Figitidae. The record is from RefSeq and is a predicted model, not a curated record. Bases 1 to 465 code for a protein of 154 amino acids.
AUGCCGAAAACAGUCGCUAUCGUUCUUCAUCAAGCUCCACAAAGGAAAACGGCGGUGAGCGACACCCGAGAGGUUCGUCACGCCAAAGUCGAUGUCGCUAUCGUUCCUCAAAAAGUUCUACAAAGGGAAAAAGCAGUGAGCGUCACCCGAGAGGUGCGUCUUAGCCGAGACCGAUCUCGUCAUCGUUCCACCUCUUUCUCUCUAAACAAAAAAUCCGAAAAAAAGGACAGUGAGCGCAAUCCGAGAGAUGCGUCAAACAAAGAUCGUUGUAAUAGCGACUAUUCACCACAUGAGACUAAUUACCACGAAAGAGACUAUGAGCGUAGCCCGAGAGUCGCGUCGUCAAAGAAAAAACGUUCUCGCCGUCGAUCAGAAUCCUCUUUAUCUUCCACCUCUUCAACAAGUUCUUCGUCUUUCUCACGUCCCUCAUCUGUCGACAAAAGGAAAAGGAGAACGCAACCAUAG